CCAUUUUCGUUCUUUCUCCUAAUCUCUAAAAUGGCUCGAUCUUUCUCUCCUUCACUUUCUCUCUCUAGAUGCCGUUUCGCCGCAGCUUCUCUUCUCCCUUCAUCUCAAACCAUCUUCUUCCGAUCUCAAUCCUCGAAUCGCCGGUCUAACCGCUUUGGAGAAAUCUACGAGAUUGAUAUCGCUGCUGCAUCGAAGUCGCAAUCGGAUCCUCUUCUCCAUAAGUUGGAAGAUGCUGUCCACCGGAUAAUGGUACGCCGAUCCGCACCAGAUUGGCUCCCUUUUGUUCCCGGUGCUUCGUAUUGGGUUCCACCGCCUAGAUCCCAGACUCAUGGGAUCGCUAAGCUCGUUGAGAAGCUGGCCAAUCCGAUCUCUGAUGAAGAAUCUAUUUCAAUCUCAUCGGUUCGAGGAUGGCCUUGCUCUGAUUACUUCAUCAAAGGUGUACAGCCUCAGUCAGUUGAGACGGAGAUGACUUCAAAUACUGCAUCUCACUCCGACGACGAGGAAUAAACCCCAAAACUCUGUCAAACCAAUGUUUGGGUUCUUGCUCUCCAAGAUUUGUAGAUCCAUGAACACAAUUCAUCGAGGAUUCAUAUCACCAAGAGCAACUACAAAGACGUGACAUGGUUUAGACUUUUAGAUAGGGUAGAGUAAGCAAACCUUUUACAGACUGAUCCGAUCCUAUCCAGUCUUAGUGAAAUUAAAUAAGAAAAGGUGCUGUGGCUU
Messenger RNA from Arabidopsis arenosa, 723 nucleotides. NCBI's taxonomy places the organism in Eukaryota, Viridiplantae, Streptophyta, Magnoliopsida, Brassicales, Brassicaceae. The record is from the annotation of a GenBank genome assembly.